AUGAUACUUUAUCCUAAAAUAAGACUGAUGCAGCUUUAGAAAAAGUAUGGUGAAAGUAUUAAAGUGGUUCACCAUUAUGGAACAGGUUUACUAAUGGAGUAUAAAAAAGGAUUUUAACAGCUAAAUGAUAGUAUGGCUUUUAUACGUAAAAUGUCAAAAGAAAAUUAAAGUAAUGUUGAAGCAUUUGCCUUUAAUAUUGGACCUAAAAUUGGAAUAAGCUUUGUUUAUCCAGAACUUAUAAAACAAGUUCACAAAAAUCAUGAUGCAUUCUAAAAGAUUGAUGUGAGUUAAGCUGUAGUUUAUCUUUUUUCUAAUUCACUUAUCUAUGCCACAGGUAAAUAAUGGUAGCGCUAAAGAUAAUUCUUAGGGAAAUCAUUCCAUUUUGAAGAAAUCAAAAAUUAUUUGCCUUGCAUUAAAGAUAUUUGUAUCAAAACUUCAAACUAAAUAAGUGAGGAUAUUAGAAUAAAUCCUUAAAAAGAAAUUUAAGUUGUCAAAAUUUGUGAAAAAGUUACUUCUGAAGUAGUUUUUAGGGUGUUUUUUGGAUCUACUUAAGAGAAUAUUCUAAUAGAACGAGAGGAUGGGUAGAAAUUAAGUAUCUCGGAAGAGCUUGUUUCAAUCGUUAUGGACUCUUUCCGAAUUCUUCAAUAAGAUAAAUUACUUUUGAUCAAAAGUUUAAUUUUAAAGAGAUACAGUAUGAAAAUAUUUCCUCUUAGAGAAGAGAAAUCGCUACAUAAUCGCUUGAUAUAACUAAAGAAAGCUUGUGAAACAAUAGUUUUAUAGAGAAAGAAAUAGCUCUAAUUAGAUCCUGCUUUGUAUAAAAAUAACUUUCUUGAUCUUUACUUGAAAGAAAUGAUUCAAAAUAGUAACACAUAAAUUACUAUUGAUGAAAUCAUAGCUAAUUUUUGUGGUCUCUUUUUUGCGGGUACAGAUACCACCGGAAAUAUGACAGGAGUAGCUUUGUAUUACCUUUCUUUGAAUCCUUAAAUUUAGAAAGAAGCUAGAGAAGAGGUGAUUUAAAUUAUUUCAAAGAAAAAUUCAAACUUAGACUUAAAAGACCAAUUUAAUUAUAUAACUUUUGAAGAUCUUUCUAGCAUGAAUCUCAUAAAUUCUAUUUUAAAAGAAUCUUUAAGGCUUAUUCCUCCUGCUAUUGGUGUUUUUCCAAGAUAUGCAAACAGAGAUAUUAAAAUAGGUUAGUUUGAAUUAAAGAAAGGAGACUUAGUGAACACUCACUUUAUUUACAAUUAGUCAAAUCCUUCAAUAUUUUAAAAUCCAGAACAGUUUGAUCCUAAAAGAUGGAUGAAUGGAAAUGAUUUGUAAUUUGCGUUUAGCUUUACACCAUUUUCAUUAGGCCCAAGAAACUGUAUAGGUUAACAUUUGGCUAUGAUUGAAGGUAAAUGCAUGCUUGCUAACUUUUUACUUAAGUAUGACAUUUUACCAAACAAAUCAUAAAACAUAGGAUUAGAAAUGAAAAUUAUUUACGGAUUAUCUCCUGAUAAUUUGGUUUAUUUUAAAUAGAGAUGA
Molecule: messenger RNA, 1521 nt
Organism: Tetrahymena thermophila SB210
Lineage: Eukaryota; Ciliophora; Oligohymenophorea; Hymenostomatida; Tetrahymenidae
Product: cytochrome P450 family monooxygenase
Exons: 2
Molecular function (GO): monooxygenase activity; oxidoreductase activity, acting on paired donors, with incorporation or reduction of molecular oxygen; iron ion binding
Source: RefSeq, a predicted model, not a curated record